CUACUCAGUUUAGCCACAACUCUGAAUGCGAGCGUGCCGAUCGCAAGCCGCUAGUCUUACAGUGAAGUACAUUUCCUCAAGACAUUUCUUCCGUUUAAAUUUUGUGGAACUACCGCCUGAAACUUGAAUCCAUUUUGCAAAUGCCCGGAUAUUUUCUCUCUGAGAUUUGAAUUUCCUAAAAAACUAUGAAUCUCAUGAUAACUUCGACCGCGGUUCUGCAAUUAGUUUUGGUAGUUUUGGCACAGAUUCCGUCGUCUAUUGAGGGCGAUGGCACUUCUGAUGGCAUCCGCCUGGUUAUGGAGAAGAGUUCGGGUAAUUUAGUUUAUUAUCGUCAGGCUCGCGCUCUUGAUGAUGCGAUAGUCACAUCCACAACAAAUGGCGACUCUCACCGCAUUAGGAAAAAUCGUAAAAUAAAUAAGUCGCAGGAGCACUUCCAGCAGGUGCACAAAUCGGGUUCUAGGAAACUAGUAGUUGCCGAAAAUGGCAGUGCAGCAACACAAAACUCGCAACCGAAGCACAAACAAGGCCACAAAAACACUAAUAAGCAGCAGCGACAGGGAACCAAGCAGCAGCAUGCACAAAGCCAACACCACGGCGGCAAAAGAACAGGACCCAAGGCAAAGACGUCAGAUAACGGGUCGGGGUCUUCGACCUGUCGUUACGCUAAGAGCGCUUGGUCAAACUGCGAUGACAAAACCAACGUACGCACGCGAGUUUUAUCUCUAAAAAAAGGAGAGCAAAAUUGCUUGCCAACUCGGACAAUACAAAAGAAGUGCAAGAAAGGCUGUCGUUAUGAGAAGGGUACUUGGUCGCAAUGCAACGAUGGACACAUGACCAGAGAGGAUAAGUUACAAGCAGAGGCAGUCGGUGGUAGUGACCAGAACUGCGAUCCUGUGCGUACUGUCAGCAAAAAGUGCAAGGCAAAUUCGGGUGCAGGAAAACAACACGGACAGAAUCGUGGCACAAAAGAACGCAAGGGUGACCGACGCAUUUUGUCUCACGAUUAAUAAUCGUUUAAAAUUAAUCAUUUUAUACACUGCUAAAAAGAUUUACAGCUUUUUGUAAGCGGUUUUUUUUUAGAUAUUAGUUUGUAAAGUUUUGUAAAAACAUUCAAAAUAUGGAUUAGUUCAAAGCCUUUAGGUGGGUUCUUUUUAUUUUUUUCAUUUUUUAAUGGUCUUAACAAUUUCUAUAAAGAUGAGGUAAUCUUAUAUCCUCAGUAAGUCCAAAAACCAAAUUUUUCACAAAAUGUUAUCACCAAUCUCUUGUUUAAAGUACAUCGCGUGGUGCGAUUAAAUGAUUUAAAUAAACAAGAAUAUAAGCAAGAA
Messenger RNA from Drosophila gunungcola (fruit fly), 1325 nucleotides. RefSeq lists its product as uncharacterized. The transcript is spliced from 5 exons. The record is from RefSeq and is a predicted model, not a curated record. Gene Ontology annotation, cellular component: extracellular region. Gene Ontology annotation, biological process: mesoderm morphogenesis. Gene Ontology annotation, molecular function: heparin binding; growth factor activity. The coding region runs from base 186 to 1007 and encodes 273 amino acids. Lineage: Eukaryota; Metazoa; Arthropoda; Insecta; Diptera; Drosophilidae.